AUGUGGGACACUGGCAUGUGGGACACUGGAAUGUGGGACACUGGAAUGUGGGACACUGGCAUGUGGGACACUGGCAUGUGGGACACUGGAAUGUGGGACACUGGAAUGUGGGACACUGGCAUGUGGGACACUGGCAUGUGGAACACUGGAAUGUGGGACACUGGAAUGUGGGACACUGGCAUGUGGGAGACUGGCAUGUGGGACACUGGAAUGUGGGUCACUGGAAUGUGGGACACUGGCAUGUGGGACACUGGCAUGUGGAACACUGGAAUGUGGGACACUGGAAUGUGGGACACUGGCAUGUGGGAGACUGGCAUGUGGGACACUGGAAUGUGGGACACUGGAAUGUGGGACACUGGCAUGUGGGACACUGGAAUGUGGGACACUGGCAUGUGGGACACUGGAAUGUGGAACACUGGAAUGUGGGACACUGGAAUGUGGGACACUGGAAUGUGGAACACUGGCGUGUGGGACACUGGAAUGUGGGACACUGGAAUGUGGGACACUGGCAUGUGGGACACUGGAAUGUGGAACACUGGCGUGUGGGACACUGGAAUGUGGGACACUGGAAUGUGGGACACUGGCAUGUGGGACACUGGCAUGUGGGACACUGGCAUGUGGGAGACUGAAAUGUGGAACACUGGAAUGUGGAACACUGGAAUGUGGAACACUGGAAUGUGGGACACUGGCAUGUGGGACACUGGAAUGUGGGACACUGGCAUGUGGGACACUGGAAUAGGGAACCCUGGAGUGUGGGACACUGGCAUGUGGGAGACUGGAAUGUGGAACACUGGAGUGUGGAACACUGGAAUGUGGGACACUGGCAUGUGGGAGACUGAAAUGUGGAACACUGGAGUGUGGAACACUGGAAUGUGGAACACUGGAAUGUGGGACACUGGCAUGUGGGACACUGGAAUGUGGGACACUGGCAUGUGGGACACUGGAGUGUGGAACACUGGAAUGUGGAACACUGGAAUGUGGGACACUGGCAUGUGGGACACUGGAGUGUGGUACACUGGCAUGUGGGACACUGGAGUGUGGGACACUGGCAUGUGGGAGACUGGAAUGUGGAACACUGGAAUGUGGGACACUGGCAUGUGGGAGACUGAAAUGUGGAACACUGGAAUGUGGGACACUGGAAUGUGGGACACUGGCAUGUGGGACACUGGAAUGUGGGACACUGGCAUGUGGGACACUGGAGUGUGGAACACUGGAAUGUGGGACACUGGAAUGUGGGACACUGGCAUGUGGGACACUGGAAUGUGGGACACUGGCAUGUGGGACACUGGAAUGUGGGACACUGGCAUGUGGAACACUGGAAUAGGGAACCCUGGAGUGUGGGACACUGGAAUGUGGGACACUGGCAUGUGGAACACUGGAAUGUGGAACAACUACCACAAUGGAAAGAUGUUUGAUAGCUUCUUAUAA
Messenger RNA from Apodemus sylvaticus (European woodmouse), 1428 nucleotides. RefSeq lists its product as uncharacterized. The transcript has a single exon. NCBI's taxonomy places the organism in Eukaryota, Metazoa, Chordata, Mammalia, Rodentia, Muridae. The record is from RefSeq and is a predicted model, not a curated record. The coding region runs from base 1 to 1428 and encodes 475 amino acids.